AUCGCAAAGAAACGUCAAAUCAAAACAUUAAAAAUUUUCACACGAAACGGGUCGGGUCGGAAUUUUGUGUUGUCUGCUCCGUCGCGCUCAGAACCGAGAUUGUUUCAAGAUUUCAUAAUUUUGCGUGCGUGUUUUUUUCACUCUCGGGAUUUGCCAGAUCAACCGGAAGUGCUCUAGGCUGGACAUCCCGAGAAUCCGUGUCAUGGCCUACUGCACUAGAAGAGGAACUCGCUAGGGAUGGUCACGGUCGUCGUCGUCUCGGGGAUGGGGGCAGGGGUGGCGUAACUCGCGUCCAAAAGGUCGUAAUUUUUUGUGUUUUGCGGGUGUGCCGUCGUCGGAAGUGGCCACCGGAGCAGCUUGUUGAUUGCGAGGUUGAGAGUGAGAGUGAUUCGUGGAAGGGGCCAAACUAGGGGUGUCAACCAACCGAAUCAGUGUGCCAGUGAGAAAGAUCUUCAAGGAUCCGUCAAGGACUACCUUGAUUAAAGCCCGACGCACACACACGACGGUCGGUCGCGUGAAUCUACGGAGUUUGUUUGUGUGUGCGUGCCCAGUAGUUGAACGGGUUGCUACGACCUGACUCGAAGAAAACAAGUGCAUUCCAAGUCGUUCGAAAGGAGGGUGGGUUGGGAGGAGGAGAGGGGUGUCAACCUGUCCUGUCAACGAGUAGCAGCAGUAGGCCUUGGGUGCAGGAAGAGAGUGGCGCGGUGAACGACCACCCCGUAAAUUGGCACCUUCCGACGGCCUACUACGAGCUGAGCUGAUCCGGGUGUUGUGGAGCAGAUUUUUGGACCAGGUCGCGCAGCGAUCUUCUUGGCGAAGGAGAGAGGUGCUGCUGUGCGGGGUCCAAAUGAUGAUGAAGACGAUGAUGACGGCGGCCACGACUGGGUGAAGGUGCCACUCGAUGCCCAUUUAGGGAAAGUCACGGUAGACGACACCUGGAGAGGACACCACCCCCACCCGCUUGAAACGAAACCAUCUCCAAGCCAGAACCAGAAGCAGAGCUCGCUGAAUUGAUUGCGAGAAUCCUCAACGACAGUGAAAGCCUAACAAGAAGAAAAUAAUAAUAAUAAUCAUGAAAUGGCAGAGGCCUAAAGAAAUAAGAAAAAUGUGAAAAAUGCCUAAUUUGCGGGAAAAGUGAGAAAAAAAAGUGUGACGACGAAAAAUUGGCCGUCAAAUAAAACCAGAAGAAAAAUAAGCUAAAUUUAAAGUCAACAACAGCUAAGAAGAAGAAGAAAAAGAAAAAAGUCAAAACAUCAACAACAUCAGCAAGAGACGCAGCAAUCAUGUCGGAGAGCACAUCGAACCACCGGCGGUCGACGUCCUUCACGACGAUGCCCCCGGUGUUGACCGAAAGCCAGAAGGGUUCCGUCGAGGACAUUCAGAUCUCGCUCGCGCCCUACAUCCAGAGCUAUCUGACGCAGACGGGGCGGAGGCCGUCCUGCUGCAGCGUGAUGCUACCGGUGGCGUUCGAGCGGGCCGCACCGCGGUCCUGGUUCGAUCCGCGGUUUGAUUCGCCGGUGCUGGAGGGACAGUUCCAGUCGAGCGUGUUUCCCCAGAUACGGCUCAAGUUUAGGUUCGCCCUCUUCUACAUCCUCCUCUGCUCCCUGGUGUGGCUGUUUUACUUCCUGUUCGACGGUGGCCCCACCCAGUACACCCUGCUCACGGUGUCAAUCGGCCUCAUCCUGGUGUUUGGCCUGGUCGGCAUGUGGCUGACGCACACCGACGUGUACCGGGCCCACACGAACCUGAUCUCGUCGACGUGCGCCAUCCUGCUGUGUAUGUUUUCGUUGUUCCUGUUGCUGUUCACGGACGAGGCGUUGAGUCCGCUGGGGCACUUUUCGAUCUGCAUCGAGGUCGUGAUGCUGAUCUACACCAUCAUUCCGCUGCCGCUGUGGCUGUGCUGUACGAUUACGACCGUGUACUCGGUGUGCUUCGAGGUGUUGUCGUUCUUCUGCCAGCUGCACUACGACCAGCAGCCGAGCGUGGAGUCGCAGGGCCCGGACCGGUUCGACGGGGACUCGACGGGGAAUUUCGUGUACAAAAUCGUCACGAUUCGGGUGUUGAUCCAGCUGUGCGUGCACAUCUUGGGCGUGCACAUCCUGAUCAUGACCGUGGUCCGGAUGCGGGGGACGUUCAUGAAGGUGGGGCAGAACCUGCUCGUGCGGAGGCAGCUCGAGAUGGAGAAGCAACUCAAGGAGAAGAUGAUCCACUCGAUGAUGCCGCCGAAGGUGGCCGACCUGCUGCUCAAGGAGAGCGGCUCCGUCGUCAAAGGGAUGAGCUUCGACCAGUGUCCACCGCGGCGCGCGACUCCCUCCGACCUGAAGAGUCUGUUCCGACCCUUUCACAUGAACAGCAUGGACAACGUGAGCAUCCUGUUUGCAGACAUCGUAGGCUUCACCAAGAUGUCAUCCACAAAAACCGCAGAACAACUGGUGGAAAUCCUCAACGACCUGUUUGAGCGAUUCGACGACCUCUGUCUCAUGAACGGGUGCGAAAAGAUCUCAACCCUGGGCGAUUGCUACUACUGCGUGUCCGGAUGUCCGGAACCCCGGCCCGACCAUGCCAUCUGUUGUGUGGAGAUGGGCCUCGGGAUGAUCCAGUCGAUUCGGGUGUUUGACGCCCAGCGGCAGGAGGGCGUCAAGAUGCGGGUGGGAGUUCACACGGGGACGGUGCUGUGCGGGAUCGUUGGGACGAAGCGGGUCAAGUUUGACGUGUGGAGCAACGACGUGACGUUGGCCAAUAGGAUGGAAUCCAGCGGGCGGCCCGACCAGGUUCACGUUUCGGAAGAAACGUGCAGUUUUCUCGGGGAUUCCUACUUUAUCGAGGAGGGCGAGGAGGUUGACGGCCACCGCACCUACUUCGUCCUCGGCAAGAAGCAGGACCUGGUCAGCUCCAUAACCGAGGGCCUAUCCAGCAUCGGUCUCCCCCCGGGAGACCACCUGCUCCUCUCGUCCUCCCCACUGGACACCUCAAGCGGCGGCGGAGCCGCCCAUCCUCACCACCCUCACGCCCACCACCAUCACUCGUUCUCGCAGAGUGCCACCAACCUGUCCUCGAUCCAUCCGGCCGUGCCUCCAGCAUCCCCCGCUGGCCCGGUAUCCUCCUCACUGAACCCCUCCCCCGUGUCUAGUCCCCGCCCCCGGAUAGCAUCGCUCUCCAAGAUGACCAAGUUCCUGAAGGGGAAGAGCGGCGGGGCGCAGAAUCACGUCGUGACGGCGAACGGCGGCCUCGACAAGCCGAAGAUCAUCGUCAGCACCAAGUCGAUGCCGAACGGGAUCGAUUCGGACGAGGAGGGGGGCGAAGCUGUGGCGGUGUCGUCGGUGAUCAACGAGAAGAGUUCCGGCGUGUUUCGCAGCUGGAAGGUGGGCAAGUUCCUGAAGCGGAUGGAUUCGGGGGGGACGGCGGACGCCGUCGGCACGGACAAGCAAGACUGUGAUAGGAGGGGGGAGGUAGAAGUGCCAUGUCUGGGGGAGGUUCAGGGUUGUAGCAGUGGUGGUUACCAGCAGUUGCCGAUCGUGAUCGUCACUCCGAGACCGAGCUGUCACACGUUGGAGGUGGCGACCUGUUCGGUCCAGGGGAGUGGCGGCAGGUCGAGGGAUCGCGAGGGCUCGAAAUCGUUGAGUGCGGGGUGCGGGGGAGGGGCGGGGGAUAGCCUGAGUCAGAACUCGGUCUUUGAUGACAUAAUUGACGUGAGGUCGUACAUUUCGCAGAGUCGGAGUGACAUUUCGCCGUUUGCGCGGACGGGGAGUUACCGAUCGCAGCAGUGUGAGAAGGCUUCGCUGGUGACGGAAGCGCCCUGUGGGAGGCCGCGGAGUUCGACGAUCGCGGUGAAUUGUGUGGAGGUUGGAAGUGGGAGUAGGCAUGGGUCGGUUUGUCCGAGUGGGAGGUUGCUGUGUGAUGGGGCGAGUUUGUGUCCGUCGGCGACCUCGAGGAAGGACUCCGGCAUUCGGUCAAAUAGCAGACGGUCCAGUAUUCAGCAGCACAUCAUGCUGAUGAACCAGAGUGCGGCGUUGUCGGCGCAUCGAGUGUCCGGGUACUUUACCAGUUCGCAGUCUAGUCUUUCGGCGGUGGUCGCAGCCAGUGGUAUGAACGCAGCCGAUGGAGCGCCGGUUAUGGCGCUCAAAACCAACGGGGACAUUAUCGACCUUCGGUGUGUCAUUAAGGAGCCCCAUCCGGAUCCGCUGGCUGCGUGCUUGCAGCAGUUGCGUAAGCAAUCCGACCUGCAGCUGAUCCGCUGCGUUCGUGACAACGCACGCAGCCAGCGAAGUUACCUGGUGAAACCUCCGCUCCUGCCGAUCUCCCUCUGCUUCAAAUCACGCCAAAUGGAGCACGAGUUCCGCUCGAAGGCGCAUCGCUUAGGGAGCGAGUCGGAACUCGAGGGUGGUCCACCAACGCUGGCCACCCCGAAGUACAACACCUACAUCGACAUCUUCGUGUCCUUCCUGAUCUACCUGGCGACCUCCACCUCCCUCUUCCUUCUGUCCCCCUCCGUCUACCUGGAGUCCUACAAAGUCUGGGUCUGCAUCUUCAUGGCGUUCAGCACGGUCCAGCUGUUCGCGCUCUUCAUCUGCACCAAGCAGGUCUGCCGCAGGACCCACAAGUACGCCCGACGAUCGCGACCUCCCGUCACCCAAAGCUGCUACGACAGCAUUCUCAGUCUCGUCUCCAACUGGUACCCGUGGCACCUGUGCGGAGCCGUCCUGAUGUCCCUCCCCGUCAUCUCGAUCCUCUCCAACUUUGCCAUGAUGGACGUCACCAAGUUCAAGAUCUUCGAGUUCCACUACGGCUUCCUCAUGUUCAUCUGCGUGAUCCACUUCUGCAACUUCACCCAGCUCAACUGCUGGAUGCGCAACACCCUGGCGUUCGUAACGUCCGUCGCCUUCGUCGGCAUCGCCAUCGGACACAUGCUCGAGCUCAAGUACAGUGCCGCCGCAGCCACCAACAACGCAACCCUCGUCACAACCCCCGACGCCCCCACCCUCCAGCAAGCCCAGUUCGACUGGUUCCACGACUACCGGAUCGAAAUCUACGUCGACCUGGUCCUCCUGCUCGUCCUCGUCUGGUUCCUGAACCGCGAGUUCGAGAUCAGCUACCGGCUCAGCUUCUACGGCAGUGCCGUCGCCAACCAGGACAAGAUCCGCGUCCAAAACAUGAAGAACCAGGCGGACAUGCUCCUGCACAACAUCAUCCCCAAGUACGUCGCCGAGCAGCUCAAAAACACCGCCAAGUACUCCGAAAACCACCGCAACAUCGGCAUCAUCUUCGCCAGCAUCGUCAACUUCAACGAGAUGUACGACGAGUCGUACCUCGGCGGCAAGGAGUACCUGCGCGUCCUCAACGAGCUCAUCGGCGACUUUGACGAGCUGCUCGCCCGGCCCGAGUUCCGCUGCGUCGAAAAGAUCAAAACCAUCGGCUCCACCUUCAUGGCCGCGUCCGGCCUCGACCCGGGUAGCCGCGGCGAAGACUACGAGCACCUGUACACCCUGCUAGACUUUGCGAUCGCCAUGCAGCAGGUCGUGGACUCGUUCAACCGCGAUCUGCUCGAGUUCAACCUGAUCAUGCGCGUGGGGUACAACUUUGGGGACGUGACGGCGGGCGUCAUCGGGACGAGCAAGCUGUACUACGACAUCUGGGGCGACGCGGUGAACGUGGCGUCGCGGAUGGACUCGACGGGGGUGCCCGGCCGCAUCCAGUGCGGGCUGGCGUGCGUUCCGGUGCUGUCGGAGCGGUACGAUUUCGAGCCCCGCGGCAAGGUUUACGUCAAGGGGAAGGACCACAUGGAGGUGUAUCUGUUGGUGGGGAAGAAACCGGACCUGCUGGGGCCACCCGAGCUGGAUGUGGGGAUGUAGAUUGGCAAAUUAUAGCAGGACGCAACCAAUUCUAGCAGUAUGCAACCACGAAUAGCUAGCUGGUACCCGAGAUUAACGUGGGAAUGAAAAUUACAAAUUAGGGUUACGCAGCCAGACAUUCAAAUGCUACCGGUACGCAACCAGUAAUAGCAGUACGCAACCACAACUAGCUAGCUGGGGAACAUGGCCUGCUCUGGUAUCCGAGCUGGCCGCGAGAAUGUAGUUUAAAAUCGGUACGCAACCACAAAUAGCUAGCUUUAGGCGAGUUCUAGAUCUAAAAACGUCAACACGAAUUGAAGAAUUCGAGAACGUUUUUUCCGCUAGGUUCGCUGUUGUUCCAGCGGUGUUCGGAAUGACAGCCCCCAUACAGUUUGAGCAGUUUUAAGGGGAGAAAAAUGCGUUUAUAAUGAAAAAUCAAACAUUUUCAGCAUAGUUGGAUAUUGCAACGACCAUAAUGAGUGGUGAAUUGUAGCGAUUAAUUUUUGCUGGUAUUUUAUUUAGACGAUUUUUCUAAAAAGAUGAUCGUUAUUUUGGAUAAGUUGAGUCCAAAGUUGCAAAAGUUAAAAGUAAUGAUCAAACUUAAUUUAAAAGUGUUUUAAUAUCACUUUUCUUCCUGUCUGACAAAAAUAUUGACCAUAAAAACCAAGGUUGUUAACGAUAAUAUUAUCGAGGCUCGGUAACGAUAACGAUAAUCUAUCGUUAUCGUUAUCGUUACUUCGAUAAUUCUAUCGGCGAUAAUCUUAUCGC
Messenger RNA from Culex quinquefasciatus (southern house mosquito), 6596 nucleotides. RefSeq names its product adenylate cyclase type 9 (gene Ac13E). The transcript has 6 exons. NCBI's taxonomy places the organism in Eukaryota, Metazoa, Arthropoda, Insecta, Diptera, Culicidae. The record is from RefSeq and is a predicted model, not a curated record. Gene Ontology annotation, molecular function: adenylate cyclase activity. Gene Ontology annotation, biological process: intracellular signal transduction; adenylate cyclase-activating G protein-coupled receptor signaling pathway; cyclic nucleotide biosynthetic process. Bases 1284 to 5849 code for a protein of 1521 amino acids.